AAUUUAGGGAGUAGGUUCAUUGUAAGUUGUACACGUGAAUGGAUAAACAAAUGGGUGAUGAGCCAAACUCCCAAACAUGGAGGAACAAGAUAAUGUGCAUAUACCCACUUUCCCGCUCAGUAACUCCUCCUCAACAACUAGUUAUGAGGGUCAUUCAAUAUGGGUCUUGCUCAAUUCCAUCAUUUCAAUUUCAAGAAUGCUCCUUUUCCAGGAUUUUCAGGAAAAAAGUUGGAACCAUCGAAGCGAUCAAGUCUAACCUGUCAAACUCAGAUGCGAAGAGAGCAAACCUUUCUGCCAGGAAGAAGGAAAGAAUUGAGCUCCCCAAACAUGACGGUACUGGUGGAGAUAAUAAAUCAUUACAUAUAAGUGAAUUUCUGAGCCAUAAAUCUGGUAUCGAGGCAAUGUUGAACAAGAGAGCUUUGCAAAGCUUUGAAUCUAUUGAUUCUAACAUAUACAGGUGUACUCUACCACAAGUUCAACUUUUAAAUUUUGAAGUUGCCCCUGUUUUGACAUUACAAGUGAACCCGACCAGAGAAGACUGCAUUGUGAAGAUGUUGUCUUGCAAGUUUGAGGGUUCUGAUCUGGUAGAACAGCAGAAUGAACAUUUUUCAGCAUCAAUGGUAAACUGCAUAACGUGGGACACAGUUGGUUCUCAGCCUUUCCUAGAUGUUGAUGUGAAAUUAAAUAUCUCUCUCGAGAUAUAUACCAUGCCAUUCACCAUGCUGCCUACUUCUGCUGUUGAGACUCCCGGUAACAUGUUUUCUUACGAAACCACAAGAAGAUUACAACAAUAACAUAUUCAGUGCACAUAUGAAGGGAUCUGGGACGCAACAAAGUUCGCCAUUUGCAAGUCUUGAACUUCAGUAUUCAAAAUAUUGAUGUAGUAUUGAAAAUCUUACUAGAAAAGUAUUUCCAGUUACAGCUACUCAAAAACUUCUUCUCAAUUAAAAUUCAUGUCCAACAGAGAACUACUUCAAAAUAAUUCUUUUUCUAACUUCAAAUUCUUUUGCUUCUGACUUUAAAUACUGUCCAAACGCCAACAAAUACACUCGUCUCGUGAGUAUUUGAAGUGAAAUUGUAAUUAUUUUCACCACAAAUUGUCGAACUCACAUUGAAACUGCUGAUAUAGAAAAAGAAUUUCUUUCGAAUUCAAUUACUCACGAGAAGAAAAGAAGAGGGUCCAAUCUGAGGAGAAAUAUUUCUAUCAAAUUAGGAAAAAUGACUUUCCUCGCUUAUAACCUUUUUAUAUCAAACAAUUAUCUCAACUAUAAGUUUCACAUUACAUGGUGAGACUGAAACUAACUGCACAUCAGUUAUUUAGACAAGAAAAACUUACAUGCACCCAGCUUGUAACAGGACAAAUGCAAUACAUGAGUUCAUUAGGCAAAUGUCACGCACACUACCAAAUAAGAAAUCAUAAAGGGUAGAAGGAAUGACGAGAAAAGAGGAAGCCAUUUUGUUACUUAUUACAGCUCACUCUCUUGCACAACAAUUUCAUGGUCAUCAGGAAAAUCUCGUCUAGCACCACUUAGAGUAUCUCAAGAACCAGACCCCC
Molecule: messenger RNA, 1555 nt
Organism: Capsicum annuum
Lineage: Eukaryota; Viridiplantae; Streptophyta; Magnoliopsida; Solanales; Solanaceae
Exons: 8
Coding region: 39-794 (251 amino acids)
Source: RefSeq, a predicted model, not a curated record